Messenger RNA from Penicillium verhagenii, 1152 nucleotides. Its product is annotated as protein kinase. The coding region runs from base 1 to 1152 and encodes 383 amino acids. The transcript has 6 exons. Gene Ontology annotation, biological process: protein phosphorylation; regulation of mRNA processing; spliceosomal complex assembly. The record is from RefSeq and is a predicted model, not a curated record. NCBI's taxonomy places the organism in Eukaryota, Fungi, Ascomycota, Eurotiomycetes, Eurotiales, Aspergillaceae. Gene Ontology annotation, molecular function: protein kinase activity; ATP binding.
AUGCUACGCUUAGCCCGUCAGUUAAGGCAAUAUGUGUUUCGGCGACGGCCAUCCCCAGCUCGACCCCCCCCUCCAUUGGGUGCUCUACUCGACUCAGGCGAUAAGUUAGAAGAGGAAACCUUGCGAUGGUACUCGCUAGAUCUCUUUUACCCAGUGAAAAUCGGGGAUGUCUUUAAGUCACGAUACCAGGUGAUUGGAAAGUUGGGCCACGGGGGCUACUCAACUAGGAUCUUGAGUAAACCAACAUUUGAACUGAAUGGCUAUAGGCAGCAUGCUUACGUCGCAUUGAAAAUAUUUGAGCGUGAUUCCGGUCAUGGCAAAAGAGAAAAAGAGAUAUACAACCAUCUUACAACGCUCAAUUCAACCCACACAGGAUCCUUUCUCGUCCGGAACGCACUAGAUGACUUUCAACUCAAAUCUACUGAUAACUCUUGCUCUUAUCAGUGUCUUGUACAUGCGCCUUUGGCCAUGAGUCUAUUCGAACUGCGUAAUCGAGCGGUAGCGAAAGUUCUACCGGAGAAUUUACUGAAACCAACCUUGAUUCAUAUUCUUCUUGCUCUCGACUUCCUUCAUACAGAAGCUAGAAUCAUUCAUACCGAUAUACAGGAAAAAAAUAUCAUGCUGAGUAUAGAAGACCAGUCAAUUCUGCUUGAUUGCGAGGAGGCCGAGAAUUACAAUCCCAGCCCCUACAAAUUAGUUCAGAACCGAAUAAUCUAUCCUUCGCGAAAACUCAGAAUUCCUAAAGUAUAUGGUCGUCCUAUAUUAUCGGAUUUUAGGGAGAAUGAGAAGAUUGAUGUCUGGAAUCUUGGAGUUCUUGAUCUUUUUGAGCAGGGAUAUCUUUUCUAUGCUUGUGAUCCUGAAAAGAAAAGCUCUGACACCCAUCACCUUACAAAGAUGAUUGUGAUUCUUGGGCCACCGCCUAAAGACAUGCUUCACAAAAGCCAGUAUGGGGAUGAGUUUUUCGACAUUGACGGUAAUUGGAAGGGUGCCGUUGAAAUCCCCUCCAUAUCCUUAGAAAAACUAGAGGAUCAUCUACAAGGUCCACAACAAGACCUCUUUCUCUGUUUUAUUCGCAAAAUGCUUCAAUGGCGACCUGAGGAUCGUGCCUCCGCAAAGGAGUUACUAUCGGAUCCGUGGUUGAAGUCACCGUAG